Molecule: messenger RNA, 420 nt
Organism: Ostertagia ostertagi
Lineage: Eukaryota; Metazoa; Nematoda; Chromadorea; Rhabditida; Trichostrongylidae
Source: the annotation of a GenBank genome assembly
AUGCGACUAUUAUAUGCAAAUAUCCCAUCAGCAAAGGCAUUCUGCUCCACAUUGGCUCCUGCUUGUUACCAAAACUACGAAGCACGAGCUCGGAACAUUACUGAAGCUGUUGUCUGUAUGGAAUGCACAGCUUGUAUGACGAUCGGCAACAUUGUUCAGCACAGUUUUCUGUUGAACAAGGAAAUGGUUGCCGGUUUUCUGCGAUUCCUACGGUCAUCGCUGUUUCACAACACCUGUGCCGAGUUGUGCUUAAUCUGGCAACCGCUCAACCUCACUCUUUUCCCCAACGGGUUCACCUACGACGGAUGCAUGGACUUCCUGACGGACUCCUAUCAGACAGUUAUAGAUGUUGCAACUGUAGUUCUUCGACCGGAGAAGUUCUGCGCUUUGGUGAGAAAACGUUUUCAAUAUUCGAGUUGA